UCCAACCCCCCCGCCCCCUCCGAGCUCCGGGUGUCCAACAUGACCUUCGGUCCGGGUCGGGCGGUGUCGGCUCGGCUGCAGUGGAGCGCGCCCAACGACCUGGACGUCCCCGUGCAUCACUACAAAGUGAGCUGGAGCUGGACGGCGUCCGGACAGCCGAGCGCUUCAUCGCUGACCAAGAGGAGGAAGACGGUCAGAGAGAGCCAGGUGGAGCUGGACAGCAUGCGGGCCAACAGGAGCUACAGCGUGGAGGUGCAGGCUGUUUCAUUCUGGGGUCAAACUCAGAUCAAAGGGCCCCGAGCCAUCCUGCACUUCAGCACGCAGCGAGCUUCCAGCACCGCCCCGAGACCCCCGACAGGAGACAUUUUGGACGUUGGGACGCCGUUUUUUCAGGACGGACAGCUCAGAGUUCAUGUUUACUGGCAGAGCAGCACAGAUCCUUCAGUUGAGUAUUACAGAGUCCAGUGGAAACCAGAGCACUGUGCACACAACCAGAGCAGAGCCCCGGAGAAGAUGAACACACAGGAGAGCUUUGUGAGCCUGCAGGAUCUCCUCUUCUCCUGCAAGUACAGAGUCCUCCUGCAGCCGCUCAGUAAGAAGACUCGACCCCCUGCAGAGAGCGCCGUCUUCUUCACUCCGUCCUGCGCCGCCAUCCAGGCCAAGAGCCCCAAACCAAUCACCUGUCACUCGGGGAAAGCUCCCCCUCAGAAGGUCCUGAUCAAACCGGCCAACCUGACGGCGGCCUUCGAGGUGCGAGGAGGAAACCUGACGGCCAUCUUUAGCUGGGAUUUGUCCCCGCCCCCUUCCUACCUGCAGCUGACGGGUUACCAGGUGACGUGGACGGAGGUCAUCCCCGCAAACCGACCCAACGACAACAAGCUGCCUCACAGCCUCAUCUCGCAGUCUCAGAUCCUGCCGCCGGACGCCAACGUUCUGGUGGUGUCCAGUUUGCAUCCUGACAGUGUGUACAGGCUGGACGUCCAGGUCAUCACUGCAGAGGGAGAAGGUCCGGCGACGUCCAGAACCUUUCAGACGCCUGGGAACCAAAGCACGCUGAGACACAGACCGAGGACGAGGAAGCUUCACCAAAACCUACCAAUCAUCGAGAGGCACUGAACCCAGACAGCCAAUCAGCAUGCACGAACCAUCUCUCCCAAACUCAGGACGACCAAGACACCACCGAACAACGAGCCUCUCGCCUCAAGUUUGCAAUGAUUUCAAUCCCUCCGCGCAAAAUCUGACUGCAGUUUGAUCCAUUUCUGUUCAGAACGUCGACUCGGGACAAACGAUCGAUUCACUGACCUCGACACGUGCAGCCAGCAGGUCCGAUUUAACUCACCCAAGCGGCCAAUCAUCGACCACCAUCUCAUUGAUUUACACUUUCAUCACAGCUGAUAUGACAUCAACAUUUCAUUCUGAGACCGCUCCUGAAGCAGCGGUAAAAAAGAUUAUGCAACUUGCACCUGAUAGAGAAGUUUAUCUUCCCUUUGACUCCCUGAGAAACAUCUCAGCUGUAGUUGUGUGUGAAACGUGUGCGUGCAUCAUGUUAGCGUGUAGAAACAGUAGAUUUACAGAGACGUGUUACCUGCAGGGCUGGGUAUGUGUGUUUUGUUUAAAUGUAGUUCACUUAAAAAAAAAAAAGCGAAUGACAAACCAAAAGCUGCUUCCUCUGAUGGACAAAAACAACUUCCACAUGUUUAAAAUGUCGUAUAAACUUUUACAACCUGUGAAAACAGAAUGCGAUGAUUUACAAAACAUAAAAACUCAGUUCAUUUAAUUUAGAUUUUCAUGAUUUAGAGAAUCGACCUGGUGCUAUGCAUGGUGGGAAACAGUACGUGAGGGAGACUGGUCUGAUGCAGACUGUAGAUUUUUCCAGAGUCAGUACAACAUCCUGGUAGUUUUGGAAAAAUGCAGAUCUUGCAUUUGUUCUCAUACUGCAUUUUGGACCAAUCAGGAAGAACAACUAUGAUACUAGGCGGUUUAGAAAUCAGCAUUUACUGAUUUUUGCAUUUCACCCCCUGGUGGACAUUAUGAAGAAUGCAGCUUUAAAGAACCGAGGCUACGUCCACUGUAUGACAGUUUAGGCUCCUGAUUAAAAAAACGUGAUGCCCAGCCCUUAACGUCUUGGAGUCCUUUAGAUGGAAAUGCAUGCAAAACAUCCAAAAUGUUAAAGUGUCAUUGAGUGUUACCUGCACUAUAUCUGUACAGUCGUGUAGUUUCCUGUUCUCUGUACAUUCUGUAUAAAAAGUUAGUCUGUAUUUAUUAUUUUGUGUGUAUCUGUAUGUGUGCUCGGCCUUUUGUAAACCUCUAGAGAUCCUGUACAAAGAUGUUUUAUAACUAAAGAUGAAUUCCUCUUCAACAUG
Messenger RNA from Labrus bergylta (ballan wrasse), 2363 nucleotides. Lineage: Eukaryota; Metazoa; Chordata; Actinopteri; Labriformes; Labridae. The record is from RefSeq and is a predicted model, not a curated record.